Molecule: messenger RNA, 498 nt
Organism: Anisakis simplex (herring worm)
Lineage: Eukaryota; Metazoa; Nematoda; Chromadorea; Rhabditida; Anisakidae
Source: the annotation of a GenBank genome assembly
AAAAAAGUAAUCGGUGCUCUAAUGGUGCUUGGCACGAUUGUGGGAUGUCUAUUCCCGUUGUGGCCGAUGUGGCUUCGACAAGGCGUUUACUAUCUGUCGUUGGGUGGUUUGGGAUGUUUCGGUGUAUUAAUUGGUGUGGCAAUAGCUCGUACGAUUCUAUUCGCGAUCAUAUGGGCGACGACAAUGGGACGGCAUAAGUUGUGGAUUCUACCGAAUCUGACAGAGGACUGUGGCUUCUUCGAGUCAUUCCAACCGUGGUACACGUACGAAUAUUGCCCGGAUGGUUUUAGUUCGACGGGAGCGAAGAAGAAAAAAUCUGACGAGAGGAAAAAAUCUGAGGAGAGAUCCGAGGCAGAGGAGGAAGGCCGAGAUGGCGACAGCAAAACGGGUGAACGAAAAGGGCACGAUGCAAGUGAUGAUUCUGAAGAGGGUUCAGCCACAGAAACCGACGAAAACGAUUUGGGAAGCUCGCAGGUGAGCAAAGAGAUAAUUUUUUAA